CAGCCAUCUUGUACUUCGAGCGAGGGGCAGAUCGGAAGGAAGGAAGAAAAGCAGAACAAAAUAACAGUGUUUUGCGUUAUAAGGUCAGUAAUGUCCGUCAAGUGACUGAAUCCAACGAGAAGACAGUGUUGAGGAGUGAUCGGAGGGGGUAACGUUACAUCAGAGAAAGCUGCUCCAGUGCCUCGGGAUUCAAGACGUACCAGUCAUCCUCUUCAUCAUUAUCAUCGCCUCUGCUCGCAGAGAAAAGAGUCUGAUCUCCUGCUGAACCCAACGACAACGAUACAAACACACCAUGAAUCCAGAAUAUGACUACCUGUUCAAACUGCUCCUCAUCGGUGACUCUGGAGUAGGAAAGUCGUGUCUGCUGUUGAGAUUUGCUGAUGACACGUACACUGAAAGCUACAUCAGCACCAUAGGCGUGGACUUCAAGAUCCGCACCAUUGAACUUGAUGGCAAAACCAUUAAGCUACAGAUUUGGGACACUGCAGGGCAAGAAAGAUUUCGAACCAUCACCUCCAGUUACUAUCGAGGAGCUCACGGUAUCAUUGUGGUCUAUGAUGUCACGGAUCAGGAGUCAUAUAAUAAUGUGAAACAGUGGCUACAGGAAAUAGACCGCUACGCUAGCGAGAACGUCAACAAGCUGCUGGUGGGGAACAAAUGUGACCUCACCACCAAGAAAGUAGUGGACUACACAACAGCCAAGGAAUUUGCUGACUCUUUAGCAAUCCCCUUCCUUGAGACGAGUGCUAAGAAUGCCACGAAUGUGGAGCAGGCCUUCAUGACUAUGGCUGCCGAGAUCAAGAAGCGCAUGGGCCCUGGAGCGACAACCGGAGGAGACAAGCCCAACCUGAAGAUCGAGAGCACUCCUGUGCGGCAGUCUGGCGGUGGCUGCUGUUGAAGAGCUUGAGCGUCCACACACACGCACACACACAUACACAUACACACACAACCAUCCCGUUCCCUUUCAAACACAUUUUUCACACACACCAAAAAAAAAAGCAUUCUCACGGGAGGAACCACUGCAUUAAGAGCCAACGUCUAACAGCCUUACGGCUUCAUUUAUAACACCAUAGUCUUGUUUUUAUUCUCCUUAGCCUUUCCUUUUGUGUAAGACACCUCACCCCUUUUUCCUCCCUGUGCACAUUAACAACCCCGCCCAUAUCCAUACCCCUGUACUCUGUACUUAAAAUCCAGGAUGGAGCUUUGGUACAGUCAUAUGUCCAUGUAUGGAAAGAGAUGUCUAUAAUGAGAGCAGAUAAGGGUGAUUCGUGAAUCCUCCUUUUAAACAACUAGCGAGGUUGUGUUAAGUACGUUAACCUCUCUAGUAUUUCUAAUUCUCUCACACGCCUCUCGAAUGAGGUUUGUGGGUGAAAGCAUGGCUUCUGAGGCUGAAUCGACAGGAAGUCAACUGCAUACAAAGUCGGCAAUAUUCUAUACUUGUUCUCAUCCUACUAGUAUAUUGUUAUUAUGGUGAUUUUUAAGACUGAUUUGUGUUUUGUUUGUUUUUUUUUCUGUAGGUUUUUGAUUUUCUAAUGAAGGCUUGUACAAAGGCUUACUGCUGUCAUUGAUGUAGUCUGGUCAGGGAAGGGACGGAUAGGGUUGUUUUUCGCUCAUAAUCUGGAUUUGGGGGGUCUAGGCUUUUAGGCUGGUCAAUGAAAGCUACUGUUCCCUCUAUUACCUCAAUGACUUCUGCUACUUUUGAGUGUUCUGCCAUCGCAGGUUCAAAAUGAAUGCACGAACACAUCUUGACAUGUUGAGGUUGUUUCCUCCUACAGUUUUGUGGCUUUGGUUUAAGACCUCAGAUUUAUAAUUUGGUGUCGUUUUACCAUCUUAUUGAGCCAAACUUCCAAUCUGUAGUCAUCGCUGCUGCCAAAAACGGUCCAUCAUGCAUUGUGUGCGCUUUGUGUUUAUUUACGUAUGGUAAAUAUAUUUGUAAAGGGCCUUAAAUUCGCCACAGGUGAAAGUGUGGUAGUUCCAUGGAUCCGGUUUAGUGUGCUGUGUUUGUGUGGGAAUAUUGUGUGUUACAUCUAGGAAUAUUGGGAUUGACUGGUCCAGCGUAGAAGACCGGAUAUGACCUCCCAUGUUCUUUAAAAUUAAAAAUAUUCGUACACUUAGAUUCUAGCUUUCAAAUCUACCUACAGAUGGAUCUUUAAAGGUCUAGAAGCUCAUUCAGAUGUUGCCUUCGUUGAUCAAAGAGGUUUAUAUGGAACCUGCACUCCUCUCGACUUAACUACAACUCAAUCCUAUCAGCGUUUUCAAACAAAAACUGCAAAUGAUUGGUCUGACGACAGUGUUUUUGACCUGGCUGUUUUAUUAUGUACAACGUGGAUCUAGAAAACGUAGAGUUUGUGAACUUCGCUAGUAUUAGUGCGUCUUAACUAGUCUCACCAUCGUGAUGUUAGAUCACCUUCGCUCACUGAGCCAGUGUAAUCUAGUUUUACACCACUAACAUCUGCCAAUGUUAACGUAACCGCACAUUUUCAUCACUAAUAUGGUAUACUGGAUUUGCUUGUACUGUUUUGUAAGUGAACUGGGAGCGUCGGGUUGGAGGGAGCAGUAGCAGGGAUAUGGGUGCGUGUGCAAUGGCUGGGAAGGAGGGUCGGGCAAGGGGCAACUGCGUUGGGGAACAUUCCUUUGAUUUUAAAACCGGUCCGUCGUGGAUCCCGCGUUACGUCUGUGUGAAAAUAAAGUCUCAUUUAAACCCUGCACUCGUUCACACACUAAACAAGUGCUUUUUUGGGAUGCGUUCGGAAGGGUUGUUUUCUCAGAACGUCUGCUGUCUUUCGAUCUAUGAAUUUUGCGGUAAUGUUAUCGGAAAGAUGAAGGGUAUGGGGAGGGGGGUGGUUACUUAUGAAUGUGAUGGAGCGUUCUUAUGCUUUUCGUCUUUUUACUUUUUACCCAUGUCAUUUGCACAUCUCAUUUUUUUCAAUUAAGACACGGCGAUGGUAAAAUGGCAAGCACCUCUUUAGUAGUUUCCCCACCUAAUAUACACGCUCUUUCUCUAUCCCCCUUUGCUUGCUCACCCCGGUGCUGUUUCAUAGCUGGGUUUGAUCUUGUUUUCUCUUCUCUGUACAUAUUAUAAAUAUAUAUAAUAAAAUGAUCAACAUGAGACUUAAAAAUGA
Messenger RNA from Labeo rohita (rohu), 3122 nucleotides. RefSeq names its product zRAB1B, member RAS oncogene family a (gene rab1ba). NCBI's taxonomy places the organism in Eukaryota, Metazoa, Chordata, Actinopteri, Cypriniformes, Cyprinidae. Gene Ontology annotation, molecular function: GTP binding; GTPase activity. The coding region runs from base 293 to 898 and encodes 201 amino acids. The transcript is spliced from 6 exons. The record is from RefSeq and is a predicted model, not a curated record.